CUGACAUCUGCAGGGCGAAGAUAAACUGAGAACCUUCCCUGCUACUUGCUGUAUCUCCUUCCCCAUCCCCACUUUCGUUUUCUGUUCUCUCUCUGUGACGCUCUGUUCUUCCCGUCGUCGAUCGCUCUCGACUUGAAGGAUGGCACCGUACUUUCUACGAAACCUCGUUCCUCGCAAGGAGAAACGAGAGGACGCGAGACCUCUCUUGACAGUCUUGGCUAGCCUGACUUGGGUUCAAUGGGCCCAAUUUUGGUCUGGAUGGUUAGCAUGGACCUGCGACGCCAUAGAUUUCUUCUCGGUUUCUCUGAGCGUCAUACACCUCCAAGAUCAGUUCGGAAAAUCGACACACACUAUCACGACAUCCAUCACCUUAACGCUUCUGUUCCGCUCGUUGGGUGCAGUAAUCUUCGGAAUCGCCUCUGACCGCUUCGGACGCAAAUGGCCUCUAGUCGCCAACCUCAUCCUCGUCGCCAUCCUCGAACUCGCCGCCGGCUUCGUCAACACCUUCCCCGAAUUCCUCGCCCUCCGCUCGCUCUUCGGUAUCGGAAUGGGCGGGGUAUGGGGUCUAGCCGCUUCCACCGCCCUCGAGAACCUCCCCGUCGAAGCCCGCGGCAUCGCUUCAGGCUUCCUUCAAGAAGGUUACGCUGUCGGCUACCUCCUCGCCGCGUGUAUCAACCUCAAGCUCGUGCCCAGUGUCGAACCGGGGUGGAGAGCUUUAUUCUGGACUGCGGCUGCGAUUAGCUUGUUCGCUGCGGGCGUUCGCGCGGUUGUACCCGAGAGCGAAGUGUUCUUGAGGGCGAGAGAGGAGGAGAGGAGGAAGGGCAGUGUUACGUCUGCUGGUACCAAGACUAGAAUAUUCUUGAAGGAGACGAAGGAGAUGUUGAAGAACCACUGGAUGCUUUGUAUUUAUGCUGUACUACUGAUGACCGGAUUCAACUUCCUCUCGCACGGCUCCCAGGAUCUCUACCCCACCUAUCUGCAGACCUCGAAGAACUUUACCCCUCACGACGCAACCAUCGCAACGAUUAUCGGAAACUGCGGUGCUAUAACCGGUGGUGUCAUCGCGGGAUACGUCAGCCAGCACAUUGGCAGACGGUUGACCAUCGUGAUAUUCGUAUGUCUUGUGGGAGCCUUUAUCCCACUAUGGAUCCUCCCAUCCUCUUUCGGAGGUCUUUCCGCCGGUGCGUUCUUCCUCCAAGUAGGGGUUCAAGGCGCUUGGGGAGUGAUCCCAAUCCAGCUAGCCGAAAUGUCGCCACCGGCUUUUCGAGCCACAUUCCCUGGCGUCGCGUACCAGAUUGGAAAUAUGAUAUCCGCAGCGUCGGCACAGAUCGAAGCAACUGGGGGCAACAACAUGAAGACUACAAUCAUAAAAGACGGUGUUCCCACUGUAGUCCCGGAUUACGCCAAGGUACAAGGCAUCUUCAUCGGUGUAAUCGCCGCAUUCGUGAUCUUCAUCACCAUAAUCGGGCCAGAAAACCAUGGAUCGCACUUUGAAAAGUCGAAAGCUGCGUUCGAAGAGGGCGCAGCUACGGAUGGUUUGAGAGAUUCGACUCAGACUCAGGCUCAGACGCGAUCGGGCGCUGACAGUGCGUUGGACGACGGAGUUACUUCUUUUGAUGUCAAAGCCACGGAGAAGGAGGAGAAGGUGUAG
Coprinopsis cinerea okayama7#130 is the source of this 1651-nucleotide messenger RNA. RefSeq names its product carboxylic acid transporter. Lineage: Eukaryota; Fungi; Basidiomycota; Agaricomycetes; Agaricales; Psathyrellaceae. The coding region runs from base 140 to 1651 and encodes 503 amino acids. Gene Ontology annotation, molecular function: secondary active monocarboxylate transmembrane transporter activity. Gene Ontology annotation, cellular component: plasma membrane. The transcript is spliced from 14 exons. Gene Ontology annotation, biological process: plasma membrane lactate transport. The record is from RefSeq and is a predicted model, not a curated record.